AUGAAGACCGCAGCCAUCCUCGUCGCGACCUCGCUCGCCGUCGCCAACGCGACCAUCUCGGUGCCCGGCAUCAACUACAACCCGCGCAUUGGGCCCAACUGGGGCCCCGACGCCACCAACUGCAAGUCGUCGGCUCAAAUCGACAAGGAUUUUGCGAUUUUGGCCAAGGUCACCAAGGGCGUGCGCAUCUACUCGCUCACGGACUGCAACGCGGGUGAGCUUGUUAUUACCGCGGCCAAGAAGGCGGGUCUCACGGUCUGGCUCGGGCUCUGGGUCGGCCCCCUCCCGUCGAUCUUCGAUGCGGAAAAAGUCAAGCUCACCGAGCUCAUUGAGAGCGGCCUUGUUGACAGUACUGUCGUCGGUAUCCACGUUGGGUCGGCCGCUGUGUUCCGCAAGGACGUGACACCCGAGAUUGCGAUCGCCAACAUGAAGGAGGUCAAGGACGAGCUCGCGACGGCCAAGAUCAAUGUGCCGGUGACGAUCGCCGAUUAUGCGGAUACAUGGGCGGCCAACCCGUCGAUGGUCGAAGCG
Saprolegnia parasitica CBS 223.65 is the source of this 531-nucleotide messenger RNA. RefSeq lists its product as hypothetical. The annotation marks the transcript as partial. NCBI's taxonomy places the organism in Eukaryota, Oomycota, Saprolegniomycetes, Saprolegniales, Saprolegniaceae. The record is from RefSeq and is a predicted model, not a curated record. The transcript is spliced from 2 exons.